AUGGCCGGAGGACCAUCCGCGCCUUUCUCAAGGCGAGGACCAGUUACGAUUCUGAACAUCCUCAACCAGAAUGGCAUUGUUUCUGCGCCGCUGUGGGACUCGAAAUCUUCCACCUUUGCUGGCCUGCUCACCACUUCCGACUACAUCAAUGUCAUUCAAUACUACUGGCAGAACCCUGAUGCCCUGGCCCGCGUUGACCAAUUCCGCCUAAACAGCCUGAGAGAUAUUGAAAAGGCGCUCGGCGUCAAGCCCAUAGAAACAAUCUCCAUCCACCCCGACAAGCCCGUCUACGAAGCAUGUCGCCGCAUGCUCGAGUCGCGCGCCAGGCGCAUACCCAUUGUCGACAGCGAUGACGAAACACAUCGUACCAUGGUCGUCAGCGUCAUCACGCAAUAUCGCAUUCUCAAGUUCAUCGCGGUCAAUGUCAAGGAGACGCAGAAGCUUAGGAAACCUUUGCGGGAGCUCAAUGUAGGCACGUAUACGGACCUGGCGACGGCGUCCAUGGAUACACCGGUCAUGGACGUCAUUCAUAUGCUAGUCAAGAAGAGUAUUUCCAGCGUGCCUAUUCUGGAUAAAACGGGUACUGUGCUCAACGUCUUCGAAGCCGUCGACGUCAUUGCGCUCAUCAAAGGUGGUGUUUACGACGACUUGAACCUCACAGUCGGAGAUGCAUUGCUCAAGCGAUCAGAUGACUUCCCAGGCAUCUUCACCUGCACAUUAAGUGACAACAUGUCCACCAUCUACGACACCAUUCGCCGCUCCCGCGUCCACCGCUUCGUCGUCAUCGAUGAGCAAAAUAAACUGGUAGGUGUUGUCACGCUCAGCGAUGUGCUCGAGCAUACUUUGCUGGAGGGCAUGGAGGACGAAUAA
This is a messenger RNA of Plenodomus lingam JN3, 870 nucleotides long. Lineage: Eukaryota; Fungi; Ascomycota; Dothideomycetes; Pleosporales; Leptosphaeriaceae. The record is from RefSeq and is a predicted model, not a curated record.